UAUGGUUGGUUUGCAGAUUCAGGAAGCACCUCCCACAUCACUUCUCGCCGCCGAGGCACUGUAGUCAUCCGAAGUAAAGUGGGAAAUCACAUAGUAAGGUUCAAUCUUCGCAACAUGCUACAUGCACUGACAGCACCCAGCAAUCUUCUAUCCAUUGCACGGCUUGAUGAAGCCAGUGGAAGGGUACACAUGGGUGACAGUCAUGGGCUAAUCAUGGAUAAGCAUGGUGCUACACUUGCUGUAGGUAAGAAACAAGGUCAACUUUAUCAAUUAAAUCUUGAGCCCAUUUCUACCGCUUCUGAAUUAAUAUAUGCCAUGCAGGAAGACACUCCUCACACCUGGGACGAGUGA
This is a messenger RNA of Laetiporus sulphureus 93-53, 351 nucleotides long. RefSeq lists its product as uncharacterized. The annotation marks the transcript as partial. NCBI's taxonomy places the organism in Eukaryota, Fungi, Basidiomycota, Agaricomycetes, Polyporales, Laetiporaceae. The record is from RefSeq and is a predicted model, not a curated record. The transcript is spliced from 2 exons.